CCAGGAACUCCACCCUGCAAUGGUUUUAUCAGGAGAGAGUGGUACUGAAUCACUGCUUGAUGUAAGUGUCCUCUAUAUCACCUAUUAUACAGAGGUUCUCAAGAUCGAUAGGUCGCUAUCCGGAAAGAAACAAGUCUUUUAGUUGGUAUAUUCGACCUCCAAUACAUGCUCAAGCUGCUGGGUUUCCUGUUGGAUAAUGGUGUGACGUCAAUUGGCGCGGAUCCCCGUUCUGUGAAUCAUCUCUGGACUGUCUCUCACCUUGAAGAGGAUCAUGUCCCAUUGAUGGCGCGUAUGGUCGAUGCCGGGGUCAGCUUGGAUAUCAGUCAUGCUCAUAGCGCUGUUUUCUUACCUUUAAUAUCUCCCAUGAAACACAACCUGCAGCUUAUACUUGCUAAAAGUGAUGAAGUGGUACAAAUCCCAGAAAGUAUCAGACUUGUUUGUUGCAAAAAUGCUACAGAGCUUAGGCAAGCCCUUGAUGAGAAACGGGUUUCUCCAAAUGAAAUUAUUCAUAAUACUCCAUUGCUUGAAUGGGCCUUUGGCUGGCCAGAAGGCAUAGAGAUUCUUCUUGAAUUUGGAGCAGAUCCGGACUAUAGGUUUGAAUCUCUUCUUUACCCUGGCAUAGAAUACCACCGCUCCGCAGUGUUAUUGCUGCAGGCAGGGUGCAGGUUCAGCAAAUAUGAGCUUAAUAGAACUCUUUAUUAUGAUGAUACAGGAGAAAGAAUGCAGCUGCUGAUCAAAACACUCACUACACGACGAGAAAACCUACGAAGACUUGCAGAGGCUUCGCUACCAUCCACCAUGAUCCCCAAGGGGAAGGUUCUUGAUGGGCCAGAGUGUCUUGAGGUCUACAAUUGUCUGCUUGCUCGGAACAUUUCCCCUCCCACCUUGGAUAACCUCUGCAUGUCAUCAGAUGGAGCAACUGUUUACCAUGGGUUGGAGCGACGGGAGUGCGCCGAAGCAUUAUACAAUGCGGGAUUCCAUGAUACGGAUACGCUGGAUCUGAAAGGGCACUCUCCUCUCAGCUACUUGGCAGAUCAUUAUACCAUUACCCCAAACAAAUUGAUGAAACUCAUUGAUUGGCACAUAUCUAAAGGUGGAGAUCUCAGCCGGAAGCUACCUUGGACAAAUGAAUCAGUCGGUCAUGGCCUGGCCGUGAAGAUUAUCAAGUGUUGCUUGUGGCUUGCGUAUGACCUUGAAUGCCACGGCUUGAAUCAUUCAGACCAUGCUGGAGCUAUUAAGACUAUCCUACAGUACUUGGGCAGAGUUGGUUCUGCUGUCUUCAUGCCAGCCAUUAUCCCGGAUGGAUGCUCAUGUCCCUGUUCCCCUGGCGGAUGCACCGCAAUAUCAGCCAUUUCUCUAGCAUGAUAUUUGACACGAUCAUUGAGUGGAAUCAAUUAUUCUGGCAGGAUGCACGAGCAGUCAUCAGGUCUUUGACCUUCAAUGCGUUGGAUCUCAAUCACACCUGCUUUUCCAAUACCAGGAAAGGCCUGGUU
Messenger RNA from Penicilliopsis zonata CBS 506.65, 1493 nucleotides. RefSeq lists its product as hypothetical. NCBI's taxonomy places the organism in Eukaryota, Fungi, Ascomycota, Eurotiomycetes, Eurotiales, Aspergillaceae. The transcript has 3 exons. The coding region runs from base 166 to 1365 and encodes 399 amino acids. The record is from RefSeq and is a predicted model, not a curated record.